Molecule: messenger RNA, 747 nt
Organism: Papilio polytes (common Mormon)
Lineage: Eukaryota; Metazoa; Arthropoda; Insecta; Lepidoptera; Papilionidae
Gene: Vps8
Product: vacuolar protein sorting-associated protein 8 homolog
Exons: 4
Coding region: 214-747 (177 amino acids)
Source: RefSeq, a predicted model, not a curated record
UGCGGCACUAUACAACAAUACACCUCUGUAAUCUGUGGUUAAAUUCCGGUUGGAUAUUAAUCUUGAUCAUGAAUUUAUAUAUUAAUAUUAUAUUAUAACAUAACUUUUCUAUCAAUGUACUAUAAAAAUAAACAAAUAUUGUUAGUAUAUAUCGAUUGGAUUUGAAGUGUUCUUCGUGAUGUGUGUGUAAUUAAAUUAAAUAAGAAAAAAACAAUGGAUUUGUUGAAAACACCGUCAAUUCAAUCAUUGCUAGAUUCCGAUUUAGAAUCAGUCGAAAGUCUGCACUAUAUCGAUUUUGAAGAGCUUGAUGAAGUUGAAUAUGCUUUGCCUGCAAGUGAAGCUCCUACUUUAGCAGAAGCUCUGUCUGCGGAAGAUGGUGGAUUUGAUGAUAACAAUGACAAAGACAAUGACAAAAAUUUCAAAGAACCAAUGACCUGCUCGGCGCUUCAACUGGAAUUUCUGCAAGCUAUAUCUCAACAGUUAACUCAGGCUCAGGAAAGGUCAUUAGCUGGAGCAGCGACAGCCCUCAGUGUCGGAUUUACUGGGAAGACCACUGUAGGAACAGCUCAUGGCCACAUACUGUCAUUUCAAGAUCAAACCUUAAGAUGGGUUUGUGAUGCCAAUGAAAAUUGUGGCGCUGUGACAUGCUUAGCUUAUAAUAAUGACAGCACGCGCCUUUUGGCAGGAUACGCACGAGGACUUGUCUUUCAAUAUGAAAAUAAAAAAAUCUGCUACAACUUUGUGUAG